UUGCAAACUACGUCCACAGUCAUGACCCAGUCAGAGGGCAGGAGUUAGUAGUACGUGGGUCGGUGAGAAGGAAUGUAAAUGUCUGAGGACAGGGAAGCCCAGGAGGAUGAGCUGCUUGCUUUAGCAAGUAUCUAUGAUGAGGAGGAGUUCCGCCGAGCGGAGUCGGCUCAGGGGGGAGAGAUCCAGCUCUGUCUGGAGCUUCCUCCUGAUUUCAAAAUCGUUGUCAAAGGAGAGAAGCAAACUGAAUAUAAUGUCUGCUUCUUACCUCCUUUGGUGCUGAACUUUGAGCUUCCUGCAGACUACCCAUCCACAUCCUCACCAGUCUUCACCCUCAGCUCUAAAUGGUUGACGAGAGCGCAGAUGAGCUCUCUGUGCAGACGCCUGGAUGAGCUGUGGGAGGAGAACCAAGGCAGUGAGAUUCUCUUCAAAUGGAUCCAGUUCCUCAAAGAGGAGGCUCUGGACUUUCUGGGCAUCCAGUCUCCUCUUGAUGUCAUCAGGGGAGGGAAUAAGGCAGGUGGUGAGCGCAGGAAAACCGAAUCUGCAGCAACAGCUCUGACGCCGUGUGAGAGUCAUUCUGAAAAUGCAGAGGAGAAGAAAAGAGAAGUGAAGAAGGAAAAACCUGAACCGCAGUUGUUUUCUUCUCAACUGGACCCGCGGGCGGUCCUGUUGAUGGACCCGCGUGCCGACCUCCUACCUCAGCUCCUGGACUUUGAUGAGGCGCAGCGCCAGAGGGUGUUUGACAGCAAGGUUUUCUGCUGUGGGAUCUGCUUUGUGGAGAAGCUGGGCUCCAGUUGCCUUUGCUUUAAGGAGUGCCAGCAUGUCUACUGCAAGGCCUGCAUGACUGAAUACUUCCAGAUCCAAAUACGGGACGGCAACGUUCAGUGCCUUAAUUGCCCUGAGCCCAAAUGUACCUCCUUAGCCACACCGUCGCAGGUGAAGCAGCUGGUAGACGAGGAGCUGUUCGCCCGUUAUGACCGUUUGCUGCUCCAGUCCAGUCUGGACCUCAUGGCCGACGUGGUCUACUGUCCCCGCCAGUACUGUGGCACGGCUGUUAUGGUGGAGCCAGACACAACCAUGGGCAUUUGUUCGGCCUGCCAGUAUGCUUUUUGCACUCUGUGUAAGAUGGGCUAUCAUGGUGUAUCCCACUGUAAAAUCCCUGCAGAUGAAUUGCGUAACCUCAGAGAUGACUACCUGUCAGCCACAUCUGAGGGGAAAAAGUUCAUGGAACAACGCUUUGGGAAGAGGGUGAUCCAGAAAGCAGUGGAAGAGUCCUUUAGCAGAGACUGGCUCAAUGAGAACUGCAAAUGCUGCCCACGCUGUGGAACCAAUAUACAGAAAGUGGAUGGCUGUAACAAGAUGACCUGUACCUCGUGUAGACAAUACUUCUGUUGGCUGUGCCUGGGCCUCCUCAGCAGAGUCAACCCGUACAGUCACUUUAACAACCCCCAUUCACCCUGUUACAACCAACUCUUCCAUGGUGUAGAUCUUGAUGAAGAAGAUGCCUUCUGGAGUGAUGAGGAGGACUGACACCGAUGCAGUGCCUCACAGCUGUAUGCUCCAUUUGAAUGCACUUUAACUCACUUAACCAUCAAUUCACCUGAGACACACACUGGAUUAGCACAACAGUACCCCCACGACCAUGUCUAUGUUUUGAACCUGAUCAGGAGUCUUGGGUAUAAAUUUAUGUUCAUAUUUACUUAAUAAAUGACAGAUGAGAUUUGUAUUAAGUAUUCGUUCAGGUAUGGCAUGAAUAGUUUUAGUGUUUAUCUCAAGAGAGAAACAGCUGUGGUAAUUCUGAUAAUCUUAAAAAUUCACGCUUUUGGUCAUUAGAAAUAUAUAUUGGAUAUGCGGUUAUCAACAUUAUGUCUUUCAAACCCAGUGUCACAGGACAGAGCUUUAAAUUCAAAACUCUUAAAAUUGGUUGGAUUUCUCUCUAUUUUACAGUAGAUUAUGUCUACAGAUUUGUUUCUCCCCCUCUAAAUUUAACAUACAUUUCUUAAUGAGGUUUAACAUCUCACAGGCUAACAAUCUUCGAGCCACUGACUAAGCUCAGUUUGGUAAUUUGAAGGUAUUUUUUUCCCAAAAGCUACCGAACUAUCGCUUCUGAGUGUAACGGAAAAGAAGGACUGUAGUUGCCCUUUGCUGUAUUACAUAACCUGCUCAUGAUAUCAAGUAUUUGCCCUCUGGCUAGCAUUUUGUCAAAUGUCAAAACUAAGACAGCUAGCUUUUCUUCAGACAAACCUCAAGCUGGAUAAUUAAGGUAAUUUAAAUGAUCUUAUACAGACACCCAUACAAAACUGCUUUAUUUCAGUUCUAGGCUUUUUUGGUUGACUACUCAAAUAGGGAAUCCUUCGGUUUCCCCCAGACAGACACAAUGUGUGAUAUACAGAGUGUGCUCUGUAGGUUACAUCUUCAGACUGGGGUCAUCUUUUCUGGAGAUGUAAUUUUUUUUUUCUUCUUACAAAAAAUUUUGUUUAGAUUUUAGACUUUUUCUUGAGAUUUACAGAAACGUGUUUUUGCACGUCCUCUGAUAAAACUCAAGCAGGUUGGUAACGGGAAUUUCAUGAAAUUGAAUGAGGGGAACAAUUUCAUUAUUUGUUGCAUGUAUUUAUCCAUACAGAAUGUAAUUAUGGAAGACAAUGCAAUAAAUGUUUAUUAAUUUAUAUCCGCUUAUUGGGUUACUGGGAUUAGAUUAGGGGCAGUGGUGUUGGAAUCCUGACUUGGUAAAUAGCCAAGGCAAAUGAGUUUGACUACAUUUAUUAACAUCCUCCUUUGUACAACUAUUAUUUUAAUGUUGCCAAAUAUUAGGGUCAGAGACAGGCCAUAGAAUUUUGAUAAUGUUUAGAAACAAAAAUAAUUUUGUAUAAUGUUAACUUAUUUUACUUUUUCCAAAUUUGUUCAGAAAGAGAGCUAUCUCAUGCAGGCGGUUCUGUGUGAAACUGAAUUUGCUCCUCACUGCUUGUGCAGGAUGCUCUCUAGUUUAUUCUGGUCUGGACUGGUGAAAAGACAAUCUCUUGUUUGGUCUUGAAAUGCUCAUGGAUUCACUUUCCCAUCAAUGCAGACCCACUGUUAUUUCAUGUCUCGUGUAAGAAAUGUUUAAACACAGAACUUGCUGAAUCCUGUUAAAACGCAUUAAGCAUACCGUUCCUCAAAAUAAAUGUCACCAUUUAA
This is a messenger RNA of Toxotes jaculatrix (banded archerfish), 3171 nucleotides long. It is a transcript of the gene rnf14, whose product is annotated as ring finger protein 14. The record is from RefSeq and is a predicted model, not a curated record. Gene Ontology annotation, biological process: ubiquitin-dependent protein catabolic process; protein polyubiquitination; positive regulation of proteasomal ubiquitin-dependent protein catabolic process. Lineage: Eukaryota; Metazoa; Chordata; Actinopteri; Toxotidae. Gene Ontology annotation, cellular component: cytoplasm; ubiquitin ligase complex. The transcript has 9 exons. Gene Ontology annotation, molecular function: ubiquitin conjugating enzyme binding; ubiquitin protein ligase activity; zinc ion binding. The coding region runs from base 79 to 1527 and encodes 482 amino acids.